Cyclopterus lumpus (lumpfish) is the source of this 2392-nucleotide messenger RNA. RefSeq names its product serine protease HTRA2, mitochondrial-like. Gene Ontology annotation, cellular component: mitochondrion. The transcript has 8 exons. The coding region runs from base 241 to 1572 and encodes 443 amino acids. Gene Ontology annotation, molecular function: protein binding; serine-type endopeptidase activity. The record is from RefSeq and is a predicted model, not a curated record. NCBI's taxonomy places the organism in Eukaryota, Metazoa, Chordata, Actinopteri, Perciformes, Cyclopteridae. Gene Ontology annotation, biological process: positive regulation of apoptotic process; proteolysis; programmed cell death.
AGCGUACUGCGCAGGCGCGCCUCAAAGUCACACUUCCGGGUAAAGGUUGUUGAUGUUCUGUUUGUCUGUCAGGUGUAGUUAACAUUGGGAUUCACGUAUUCGUGCGGUAUUAGUUUUAUGUAUACACACAGUACGACUAUUGUAUUUAAUUACAAAACGGACCGUUAUAACUAAAUGUAAUUGGACUGUUGUUUAGGUCAGCUAAAAACUCUUGAACCGGUGGGACUGAAGUGAUGCAACAUGGCAGCAAUACCGCUCAAUAGGUGUUUUCUGUCGGCACUAAGGAGACACACUCGGUGUCAGAGCCGUGGACUUAACUAUUUGGCAGAGAGGACAGUCAGUCUGUCCUCUGUUGUGAUAUGUCGCCACAUGAGAGCAGAGGGGAGCACGAGUCUGGACAGGGUACCCUCGAUGGAGUGGGACAGAAACAGUGGUCGGGAAAACAGCAGCUCCCCUCUGCUCAAGUCGGUGUCGGUGUGUUUGGGACUCUGUGGAGCGGCGCUUCUGCACAGUCAAAAAGAUGAGGAGGGGAAGGACGGAAGAGCCUCGGUACCCGGGCGGUUUCUUGAACUCAUUCUGCCAUCAGCUCAGUGUGCUUCUCCAUUCAAACCUGACAGCCCCCGGUUUAAAUACAACUUUAUUGCCGAUGUAGUCGAAAAAUCCACCCCAGCUGUCGUCUACAUUGAAAUCGUGGGGAGACACCCAUUUUCUGGAAGAGAAGUCCCAGUUUCAAAUGGCUCUGGUUUCAUCAUUAGCAGUGAUGGUCUCAUUGUGACCAAUGCUCAUGUUGUGGCCAACAAGAGAGGCGUCCGAGUGAAGCUCACCAACGGAGAGAUGUACAGUGCAACUGUGCAAGAUGUUGAUCCAGUGGCAGACAUUGCCACCAUCAAAAUCUCUGCGAGGAAUCCGUUACCCACGCUCAGCCUUGGUCGGUCAUCUGAUGUUCGACAAGGAGAGUUUGUGGUGGCCAUGGGAAGCCCGUUCUCUUUACGGAAUACAAUAACGUCAGGAAUCGUCAGCUCAGUACACAGAGGCAGUAAAGAGCUGGGUCUAUCCAAUUCCAACAUGGAUUACAUCCAGACUGAUGCAGCCAUAGAUUUUGGAAAUUCUGGAGGUCCCCUGAUUAACUUGGAUGGUGAAGUCAUUGGUAUAAACACCAUGAAGGUCACUGCAGGGAUCUCUUUCGCUAUUCCAUCUGAUCGCGUGACACUUUUUCUUGAUCAAGCAGCAAAAAAGAAGAAUUCUUGGUUCGGUGAAUCAGAGACGAAGCGGCGGUACAUUGGGGUCAUGAUGCUGACACUGACGCCGAGCAUCAUUGGAGAGUUGAAGUUGAGAGACCCAUCCUUCCCAGACGUGACACAUGGCAUCUUGAUUCACAGAGUGAUCUUGGGCUCACCGGCAAACAGAGCUGGCAUGCUGCCAGGAGACAUUGUGGGGGAGAUUAACGGAGUGAAGGUGAACACUUCAGAGGAGAUCUACCAGGCCGUCCGCAGCAGCGACAAAAUCACUAUGGUUGUGCAGAGAGGAGACGAGUUGCUUCGACUGCAAAUGACUCCAGAGUGCACAGAGUGACCGCACAAUUUCAUUUCUCAACUUCAUGAUAAUCUGAGGGACUGACGUUCACAUGAUUAGUUCAUGAUGACUUUUGUUAAAUGUGAACCUGCAAGCCCCUAAGAAAAAGAAUAGAAAAACAGUCCGGUAUUGAAUACAAUAAACAAAAUGUGUUUUCUAGUUCCACAAAAUACUUCCCCUUAAUUGGCAAAGUAGCAAAACUAGUCAUGUACCAUGUAAUGAAUUGUGUUUCUCCAGCCCAAAAUACAAUGUUUCUAAAGUAAAUGUUAAUUUAACCAGAAACAAUGCACUUUAUUAAAGCCAUUUAAUGUUGGACGGCAACAAGAAGCAUGAGUGACCCAACAAUAUGGCAUGGAUCAAUGGUAUUCAACUGACUACCAUAAACAGAGCAAACAAAUUUAACAACUCAAAAGUGCUACCAGGAUGACGAUGAUCACACAAGUAAAAUAUAAAAUUCCACCAAUUUUAAAAGACUGUUUUGAGUGUCACGCACAGUAAAAACAAAAAACAUGAAUUCACUUCAUGUUGAAGAAAAAUGCCAAUUCUCCAUGAUGAGAAGCAAACAAAGUGAAGCAGUUACUCUCAAAUGUCAUAGUAAGCUGUGAAGCCACACCAAGUAAUUUCCCUGGUAUAUGUACAGUAACACACUUACAGUAAAGUAAUUAAGUGACAUGUACUGGACUGCUACACAAUUAAAUGCAUUUAUGUCAAAGACUAGCUAAAUGGAGAUAACAUUCAAACCACCUAAGGUCUAAACAAUAUGUUCAUACUUAACCUGGACUUAUGACAUCUUGUUAGGUACGAGUACUACAACAUACAA